CCACAAUGGAAGAAGCUAUAUUGCCACCGCGUGAAUGUAGUUCUCGCGACAUUGUUUGCACGAUGACAGAAUGACGUAAGUUAUGAAUGAUGUCAUGGAUACAACAAAUAUUGCACAAGGUAUCAAGGUGUUGUCUUUCACAAAAUAUCGUUGAUCGCGUUAGCAGCAGCUUACCGCAGAAUAUUUAAGCGAAAUUCUGUGAUAAUUCAUCAGCUUUGAUUCAUGUGAAGAUAAUGCAGAUGGGUGAAGGUUAUGAACCUGACCGUUUCGUUGAUCGAGUUCUUCAUGGUUUUAAAUGCUGCAUUUGCCAGUGUGUGUUAAAUGAGCCACGAUUAUGCGAGGCAGAAGAACAUAGAUUUUGUUUAAACUGCAUAUCUCAACAUCUUCCUAAUUCCCAGACAUGCCCAGUAUGUCAGCAACCCCUCACUUUUGAAACUUUAAAAUGUCCUGGAAAACACUUCAAGAAUAUUUUAUCAGAGCUGAAAAUCAAGUGUGAAUACAUCAAUCGAGGGUGUCCCAAACAUGUUGAGCUUGGAAAUCUACAAAAUCAUGUGAAUAAUUGUGAAUACCGUCCAGUAACGUGUGAAGAGUGUCACCUUGAAGUAAAUGCAAAAGAUGAAGACAACCACAAGAAGAAUUUCUGUCAGCUUGGUGGAGCCAAUAUUCAGGGUUUAAAAGAUAUCAAACUGCGUCAAAAAGAAAUGAAACGUGAAUUGAAGACUAGCAAAGAGAGACAGAAACAACUCAAUGAGAGACAAAAUAAAAUGGAACUAACUCUAAACUUAGGUGGCGAAAAGUUACAAGGAAUAGAGAAUGAACAGAAUUUGCUGAGAGAUCAACUGAUUGAAGUCACCAAUAGGUACGAAGAAAGUCAUAAUUUCUCGAGUUCGUACAAAUAUGAAAUGAGAAAUGAGGUGGAAGGAAUUAAGAGAAGCCAUGAUGAGGCAUUUAAGGACGCUGCAAAAACUAAGAGAAACGUCGACAAGCUAAAAGUCCAGAUCCGUCAAAUGGCAACAAAAAAAGAGAUGACGAAAGAAUUUGUCGAGGUGAAACAAGCACAAUCAGAAAUGAACGAGAAACUAGAGGGAAUGGAGGAGUUCCCUCUGACUUUCUUCUGUGCAAAAAACCUUUAAACUCUGCAAAUUCAUCGAGAAAUUGCGCUAUUUGGAACGGUAUGUAACUAUAAUAACUAUAAACUUGCUAUUCUUAUUGCAGUUUUAGUCGCGUCUUGUUACUUUAAAGAUGUGUGGUUUGUUGAUUCCGGUCUGGUCUAAUUAAUUUAGGAUUUAAAUGGACCUACUUUUUUACAGUCUUAUAACUCUGCGAAUACGCAAGCGAAAAACACAAAAAUACCACGAAAAUAUAGUUUGAGAAAAGCACUAUAACCUAACCGCUUCUGUUCAAGAUUUAGUCAGAGUUAUAACUAACAGCGGGCGAUUUUAUAGCGAUUGAAAAAACCACUACCCGGUGGAUAGCGCUAUCCAGCUUUCAUACAACCGUCCCCUGGCUUUUAGCUGUUGAUAAACAAAUACGAAUUGUUUGAAGAAUCCUGAUCAAAUUCAAAUAUUUUCACCUCUGCGCUAUGAUAAAGAAAAGAACAAAGCAAUUAAUCACGGAUUUGUCAAACUGCCUUUUGUUAAACGAUGCUUAGAAUAAUUAUUAUGCAUGGACGACAAACGUGAAUCAGGAUGUGUGUUGAAAUUCAAUCAUUUUCUUGCCACGAUUUUUAAUCGACUUAUAUUUCCUUGUUUAUUUUCUCUACGCUGUGAAAAUCGUUUCAUUCAACAGCCAAAUGCUUGUUCUGUCUUCAUAUUCGAAAGUUAUUCUCGUUGAUCAAGUUAAAAUGGGGACAAUUGAGAUCAUUGAAGGAGACUUCCAAGGGGGAUAUGGAUAGUUCGGGGUAUUUGGUGAUAUAAUUUUCUUGGUGUAUUAAG
This is a messenger RNA of Dendronephthya gigantea, 1934 nucleotides long. RefSeq names its product E3 ubiquitin-protein ligase NRDP1-like. The transcript has 7 exons. Gene Ontology annotation, molecular function: ubiquitin protein ligase activity. The record is from RefSeq and is a predicted model, not a curated record. NCBI's taxonomy places the organism in Eukaryota, Metazoa, Cnidaria, Anthozoa, Malacalcyonacea, Nephtheidae. Bases 234 to 1133 code for a protein of 299 amino acids. Gene Ontology annotation, biological process: protein polyubiquitination; ubiquitin-dependent protein catabolic process.